AGAUUUUCUACAGUAUGUUCAGAAACGUUGAUCGAUUCGUUUAAGAACGAAUCUUUAUGAGUGAGUCAUUGAAUCGUUCAUUUAAACGAUUGGUUAAUGUUGUUUUAUCCAGAACCGGAACUUCAUGUAUGAAUCACUGAAUCAUUCCUUAAAUCUAAUUGCUCAAGGACACCACUGAAUCAUUCAGAAACGAAAUACCACACAGUGUGUUGCAAUGGUUUUCUGUGGCUUUGUUUGGAACUAACCUAUAUUUUCACCAGAAAACAGAUUUUUUUUUUAAAAAAAGGUAGACUUUACAUAUUAUUUUAGGUGCACAGGAAUUGAUUGUCCCAAACAGACAUAGAAGAAUGAUUCAGAGGUGUGGAAAUAAGAGCCUAAAAAUGUUUGAUACUGACAGGAUUAAAGGGAUGCAACUUCUUCUCCUAAAGGAACUCAAAUGCACUCUUACAAAGACAACAAAAUGACUUUGUCCAUUCUACCUUGAGGCAAUGGAACUUAGGAUGGGCAAGUUGGGAAUUGUAGUGAUUUUAUUUAUACUGGAACAACUAUCAGCCAAUGCUGGAGCGAGCAAUAAAGAGGACCAGAAGGAGGCGAUUUUGAAAGAGCUUGUUGAGAUAUGGAGGAAGGGUGGCGGAUGGAGCCCACACAGAGUACAGCCACCAGGAGAAAGACAGAAAGAUCAACAAAUUCAUUCCAUAGUGAGGAGCAUCAUGGGAGGCCUCAAAUCUCUAGGUGUCCUGCCAAGAAAAAGCAAGAGUCUCCCGUCUUUAAGCAAAGCCUUCAAUAGAAACAGGCUCUCUGGAUUCCUGUAUAACAUCUCCAUGUAUCUGCAAGAGAUGAGCGCAGGAUUAGAUGAUCGGCAGCAACCUUUUGGUGAUGACCAGUUUUGGGAAAACCUGCUCUACUCUCUUCUUCAGACCGGAAGGGAAGUGUCGCUCGGAUUAUGGGAUGGGAAGAGUCCUCCGCGACCCACUUUCAGGCUUCAGGAUCUGUUUCUGUCGCUCCGGGGCAGCCCACAUUGGGAUGGACUUUUGGGGUUGGUGCAAAGCAUUUUAACCCUCACUGAACGCCAGCCUCAAAAACCCAUCUUGACGUUCAUUUCCCAGAACUGGAAGACUAUCAGCACUUUGCUCGAAACUGUUCUUCAAGCUCUGGUCAGUGGGACAUACGGCCAGGCCGUCACAGGUCUACAGGGUUUCAUCUGUGUCCUUAAAGGACGAAAUGAUUGUGGCUUCAACCUGAGCUGGCUUGAGCAGCUCAUCAGUUUUAUGGAGACCAGGAACUGGAAACCUGUGGUCAGUCUGCACCCUGUGAGUGUGGAAAACAGUCAAAGAGAUGCCGCACUCUCUUCGGGACGUUUUAAACCCUUCCUCGUGCCACCUGAGGUGCUUCGUGAGGAGCAGCUCUUGUUGAACCAGUCGGGCACUGAUUCGGAGAGCCUUGCUUCUAUGCAGGCUCUGCUUCUUCAGGCUUUGUCGAGGUCAAGCGCAGGAGAAAGGCCAGUACAGUUCGCAGAGCGUAAUCCUGCCCUCCUGCAGGGCUUGGAUAACCUCAGACAUGGAUUUCUGCACAAUGUUGGCCGCAGUGUGUAUGGUAAUCUGAGGAGGAAAGUGUCACAUAUGACCAAGGCACUGCUGGAUGAUAUCAGCAGCAUGGUGGGCGAGCCACAGUACAGUCACCAUGGAAGAUGUUCUGUAGGUGACCUCAGGCAGUUAAUAUUGUGGGGAAUUAGACAUAACUUGACAUGGAACGCUCAAGCGAUGGGUUUCAGGUCAGAUGGUUUACCCAGCAGGCCGUCUUUGAUGACCUGCCCCUCUACAGAGGAGGAAACAAGGACUUUGAAACCUCAGCACUCAUCUAGAAGACCUAAACUUCACCAGUCCCAGCCAAAAGUCCAUGAGCAGAGUGAUUCAGACCCCUCACCCUCGGCAGAGAUUCUGGAAGCUGCCUGUAAUGCCUCUAUCCCUGGUCUCACUGGUGUCUCGAAUUUUACUGUCUUUCUCUACUGUAAUCUUUUUGAUGGAGAGAAUGGCUCACAUGACCCUGAAGUCAACCACUUUGGGGUAGACCUGCACGCAGCCUGCUCUGACGCUGCUUGGUAUCUCUCAGCAGCAGAGGAAGAUUUUCUUUGGGUUCACGUUUGCAGCGAAUUCUUCGCUCACGAGUUUAACAAAACAGUGUGUGCCAACUCUACAUUCUGGCUUCAACAUGCACAUCAGGCAGAAGCUACAAGGGAUUACCAGUACCUCAACCAAUCAAGUAUUGAUGAGCUCUGUCUUCAACUCUCCAACGGUGUUUCUGGGGGAUCUCCUCCAGACGCCACUGAGGACUGCUUAACACUUCUAAGUAGCAAAACUCUAACCGCCCAGGAUUUUAGAAGGUGUUUUCUGCCCAAUAACACAGCCCUUAUUGCCUCUUUAUGUGGAAAUAAUUCGUCUCAAAUGCCUGAAGAUGGGAGCUGGGCAGCCGAGUACUGCUCCAAAGUCACCCCUAAUCACUCUCAUGGGGCCCCCAAAGACAACUGUGAUUACUCGAACUGGAAGGCAGAACAUUUUAUAAACACCACCGCCCUUGAGAUUUGCAGCAGUAAAGCAGGUUUGAAGGACUAUAUUUGCAAAAACGCCACACUGUACCUCACAUUGGUUCGAAAGCAACCUUUGCUCUUAGACUACUGUUUGAACUCUGAAGAGAAGCAGGGCACCAAGUGCAUCCUCCAGAAACUGUUUGACAUGCUGCCAGCACCGUAUGACUUUGAGACGUCUCAACUUUGUGUGAACCCGUUGCCCAUUCUACAAGAGGCUAUUCAUAAGCUCACUCUAUGUGAAGGAGUAGUAGAUGAACGCACGGGAUGGUUAGCUACAGUGAGCUACGUGCUUCGAGUGUUGGACUUUGUGGUGGGGCUCUCGGCAGGUUUGGAGGAGGGACAACGAGAGGUGCGUCAGAGCCUGGGUCAGGCCAUUCUUCUGUCCAGCCUCCAGGACAAUGCUUCCUUCUGGGCCACUCUACAGCCCGAAGCAUCAAUAAGUGUACUUCACACUGUGGGCGUUUUCCUGAAGAGAGAGCAGAACACCACCUUAAAAGAAGAUCUUUUAAGCUGUUUCAGUCAGCCUGUCCUGUGGGAUCUCAUUCAGAAGGAGGGCAACUCUUCUGCUUUAAGAUUUUUAAUGCAGGAGUACCUACAGAUGCCUAGAGAGAGUAUUCGCAGUGUAGUUAUGUCGGCGGAAAAAGAUGCUGUGAAAAGAUUCCUUUCCCAUGUUCAUCAGAGUUGGGAUCAACUUCAAGUAGAAACUAUACAGGUCUCUCCAAAAGAACAAGAGGCCAUGGAAACCAUGACAGCUGCUUUCAUUCACAAGUUUCCACGUGUCACACCAGAGCUUUUCAUCGACCUCUCCCAGUUUAUACCAUACAUGUCUGUCUCAGACAUUAUGACCUUCCCUGCCUCCCUCAUGGUCAAUGAAAGUGUACUGCUGGCCAUUAGUGAUCACAGCUCUGAGAUGAAGUCUCCACAAAAACAAGCCUUCAUAAAACGCCUGUUGCAGUCCAGCGUAGCUGGAGAUGUGCCUUCGUGGCCUCCACACUUCCUCAGCGCCAUUCUGCCUCUACUUCCACAUCUCCCAGUCAGUCAGUUUCAGCAGCUCACAUCUCAACAACUCACGCCCUUAAUGGAGAUGCUGGGGAACAGCAGUCUGGAUGCCACAAGGGGGCGCCAUGUACUUCGUACUGUGCUCGGCCGAGGGAAGAACCUGACAAGUGACAACAUAAUGAAGUUAGGAGUUCUCAUAUGUUACCUGAACUCUGAGGACUUACAACAGUUAUUGUCUUCAUCGAAUCUCUCACCUGUCCUGUGGCAGAAGCUGGCACAAUGUGUAUCAGAGGGACACAUCAGUGCAAGUGGCAGACUUUCACAUUGGCUUGGGACGGCCCUUAAAUCUUUAAAUGCCAGUAUCUUGUCAACUUCGGCAAUGGCCUUGUUACAUGGUAUUGUGCCACAAAUGGGUGCUUCAUUUUUGGAGCCGUUGUCCUCAAACGAGUUGUUGGAUCUGGUAACUCUGCCGGGUAUGCCAACUUUCCCACCUGCUCAGGCAUUCCAGAUACUGAACAAAAUAGCAGAAGAAACACAUUUCAGUGCCAACACGCUCUGCAGACUGAAGCCAUUGUUUCCGGGUCUGGGGCCUACUUUCUUGAGAAAGUUGGUUGUACUUGAAUCUACACCUGAUUGUCGCUGUUGGAGUUUAAUGCUGGCUCACCUGCAACCUGCUCAUCGAGCGAUGGUUCAUUUAGCACUCCAACAGGCUCUGGAAGGCACGUCUGCAAAUAUAACACAGCAGUUGGAAUGUCUUCUUCCAUUCAUCUCCUUGAGGAAAUUAAUGUCAGAUCUAGAUGGAGAGACGGUCCUUCGGCACAUAUCUGUGUAUAAGCAUAUGCCAUGGUCUCACCAACAGGCUCAAAUGCUGUUCAAAAUGAUUCAGCGGACCGUAAACAUCACAAGAGAGUCAAUACUAGAUUUAGGUCGCAUUGCUGGUGGCAUGAGCUGUGAAUGGCUGAAGCUUUGGGUUAAUGAGUCAGGCUUUUCUGAAUUGUUGCAAUUCAUCACUAAGUUGCCAGGAGGACUUAGACCUGGUUUGAGGAAAUGCGUUGUGGUGGAGCUACGGAAAUGGCCUGAUAUUGAUCUAAAUGACUUGGACCCCUCAUUUGCUGCAAGAUUACCGCUGACCAUGUUGGAGCACCUGUCUAACUCCUCACUCAUUAGUGUACUGGACUAUGUUCGACAACACUUUAUAGACUUUCUCCAGCUUCCACGACACAAGCAAACGGCCCUUGCAGAGAAAGCAAUCGAUGUACUCGGCAUCUCUGAAAAUGGCCUCACCGGGGCCUCCAUGGAUAUGCUCGGUCCUUUUCUGCCCUUCCAGGACAGGGAUGUGUUAGCUCACAUAGACAGAGAAGCUCUGAAACUGCGACUAGAGGAACUGAAACAAUAUUGCCUGCUCUCUGACACCUUCAGACAAAUAGCAGCUUUGCUCACAGAGAGAAGCAUGCUGGGAGAUCCGAAAACAUGGACGGCUGGGGAUGUUGAGCAUGUGGGUAGACUUCUUUUCACCCUUUCGCCUCAACAGAUAAGAUCCCUACCACUGGGUGAUUUAGGUAAAGACACAGUUGAGCAGGUCCUGAUGAGCCAGUGGCUCUGGAAGAGCAGCGAAUUGGGAAAGGCUUGUUUGGAUCUGAAAGGACUACGAGAAAAGAUGAACGAUCUCACCCACAGGAUUGUUAAAGGUCGAUGGUGGAUGAGAAGGGGGCCCAUUCCAAGCUGUGCAGACAUUAAAGGGACAUUUCCAUCGGCCUGGAGGUCCUAUCAGCUGAAUCUAAUGAAGAAGAAGGAGCUGAAGAUGUGUGUUGAGUUCAUCGGUCAGGAUGACACACUUGAUGCUGAGCAACGUGAAGCACUUUGGAUGGAGCUCAGACCAGUGUAUAAACCAGUGAAGCAGCUUGAACCAGAACAGGUGUUGGAACUGGGUUGUAUAGUGACAGAGAUGGGAGAAAGAGAGCUACAGGCUGUCAACUUGUCCAAUCUGGCUGUGGUGGCCCAUCUUGGGGGGCUCAGUGGGUGGAACUCAAAGAAAAUGAGAGCAGUUGUCCUUGGAAUAAUGAAGCAACUUAAACAAAAGCCUGAAGAACUUGGUGUGGUGGAGCUUGUUUCAUUUGGACUUCUGCUUUGUGGCUUCAGUUCCUCUGAAAUUUCCCGUCUAGACCCGUUCAACCUGAGUGGGGCUGCUUUGUUUCUGGGGGAGAUGAUACUGCCGUGUUCUGAGCAGCAGACCGAGGCGCUGACGUCACGCCUAUCCAGUCCUCUGGGCUUCGGUCCAGUCAGCAGCUGGGGCUCUGAGGUCUUCACUGAGAUUGGGACUUUGGCAGCUGGGCUGGAGGAUAUGGUAUUGUCUGCACUAAUAAAAGAACAAGUGGAAGGACUUACACCAGCAGCAAUAACCCUGAUACCUCCAAGAAAAUUCGCUGUGGUAUUCAGUGCCACGCAGCUGUAUUGGCUGAGCUCUGAACAAGCGUUUGCCGUGACAGAGGAGCAGUGGGCAGAAUUAGACAAUGAACAAAGACAAGCACUUGGCAUGGCCCAGUAUGAAGGCGAAUUAAUGCUUGAGCACAGAGGCAGGAACCAGGCUCCAUCGUUAUGGUUUGCCGGCAGCUUCAGAAAAUGUUUAUUACUUUUUGUCUGUACAUUGUGGAUACUGUUAUAAAGAUUAUAACCUGAGGCUUUUAUUUGUUCCUCUUUAUUGAAUUCUUAAAUAUAUAAUAAAUGCCAACUCAAAUGCAAAACUAAUACUU
Molecule: messenger RNA, 6333 nt
Organism: Cyprinus carpio (common carp)
Lineage: Eukaryota; Metazoa; Chordata; Actinopteri; Cypriniformes; Cyprinidae
Product: stereocilin-like
Exons: 32
Coding region: 489-6245 (1918 amino acids)
Biological process (GO): cell-matrix adhesion
Cellular component (GO): kinocilium; cell surface; stereocilium tip
Source: RefSeq, a predicted model, not a curated record